ACACGCUGAGAGAACCGCGCCGCCCGGGCCGGGCCUCCCCGUCCCGCCGGUGACCGCCCCUCUGCGGCCUGCGCACGCGCAGAACCGGUCUCCCAGGGUUUGCCCUGGCGUUAGGCGGGCUGUUUGCCAAGGCGGGUGUUUCCUGUGUGGUCGUCAUUUCUACUGUCCUGCCCCGUAGAGGACGGACGCCAGCCUCCCCAGACCCUGGAAUUCGAGUUAGGGCAGAAUCCAGGGGCCGAGGCGCCUUCCCCCGAGAGGUGGAAGCCAUUGCAGUGGAGUUUGCAAAGAGGUCCUUGCUCUUAAGUCUUCCCAGCUCAGAUAAAUGCACGAGUUCAGUUGAUUUAAGAGUCUGUUUUGAGCGUCCUCGUAGGAAAAGGCAACGGCCCUUCUUCCAUUUUCAGAGCUCUGCAGUUUAAUGGGACAUGUAAGCAGGGUGGCGCAAGGUUGGUAGGCUUUAUACUGGGGGCGCCCAGACGCCCGGAGAGAAGUUGAGGUUAGAGGAAAUGGUAUCUGAGAUUAAGCACGAAAGGAGGUGGCCAGAGGCAAGGAGAACGGUAAGGGAUGCCGCAGUUUUAGACAGCCACCCAUGAGGGAAGCAGAAGUCUUACCGCUGAGCAAACUCAGUGUGGGUGUGGGAGUAAAGUCACAUCGGUUGAAGAGGCGAAGGACACCACUUUGUACACCGCUGUUCGCUGUUUGGACUUCUUGAGGUUGGCCCUCCCUAUCUGCAGGGUCUGUAUCUGCACAUUCAAUCAACUGCCGAUCAGAACUUCUUCAAAAAAGCCAGAUGCAGUGGUAGGAGGCACCUGCAAUUCCAUCACUCAGGAGGCAGAUUCAUGAGUACAAGGGAAUGAAGGAUGGCAGCGCGCCGUGCGUUGAAAGCUGUUUUGGUAGAUCUCAGUGGCACACUUCACAUUGAAGAUGCAGCUGUGCCAGGCGCACAGGAAGCUCUUAAAAGGUUACGUGCUGCUUCUGUGGUGGUUAGGUUUGUGACCAACACAACCAAAGAGAGCAAGCAAGACUUACUGGAAAGGUUGAAAAAAUUAGAGUUUGACAUCUCCGAAGACGAAAUCUUCACUUCUCUGACGGCAGCCCGAAACUUGGUAGAGCAGAAACAAGUCAGGCCCAUGUUGUUGGUUGAUGACCGUGCACUGCCUGAUUUCACAGGAGUACAAACAGAUGCUCCCAAUGCUGUGGUCAUGGGCCUGGCACCAGAACAUUUCCAUUACCAGCUUCUGAAUCAAGCAUUUCGGUUGCUCCUGGAUGGAGCCCCUCUGAUAGCUGUCCACAAGUCCAGGUAUUACAAGAGGAAGGAUGGCUUAGCCCUGGGACCAGGACCAUUUGUGACUGCCUUAGAGUAUGCCACAGACACGAAAGCCAUAGUAGUGGGGAAACCAGAGAAGACGUUUUUCCUAGAGGCACUGAGGGACACUGGCUGUGCACCGGAGGAGGCCAUCAUGAUAGGAGAUGAUUGCAGGGAUGAUGUUGGUGGGGCACAGAACACUGGCAUGCUGGGCAUCUUGGUCAAAACUGGGAAAUACCGAGCCGCAGACGAAGACAAAAUUAAUCCACCUCCCUACCUAACUUGCGAGAGCUUCCCUCACGCUGUGGACCACAUUCUGCAGCAUCUCCUGUGAACCCACAUGUGACGAGAGGCUGCUUGAUCCACAGCGUCCAUUGUCUAGACUGGAUGGAUCCCUUUCUAACCCAGUGGCCUCAGUAGACAGCGCCAUCCAGUGAUGAUCCUAUUGAACCUUCUUUCAUUGUGCAUUAAUUAGAAAGAGGGGUAUUGAAUUGCAGCCAGCCCUAAGCUUUGCUAAUCUCUUUUGUUUUGUGAAAGAAGAUGAGACCUGAAGAAAGGGAGAGCCGAGAUUUUGUGCCAUUCCUGUUAAAAUAUUCAUCAGGUUCACUGGGCUGGGAAGAGAAGCUCCUUGGGGAGUAGAGAAGCAGUAGUUCUCACUUCUCUUUGCUGGAAAUGAGAGGGGAUUGUCUGUGAGUACAGCUGAAUCAUACAGGGAUGCACAGACAGUGCAUUAGGCUGUCAUGGAGAUGCAGAGUUCACUGUGAAACCCAGCAGAAGAGCCAGGCCGAGUGCAAGGCAGAAGCAGCGUGGCAGGUCCUUCUGCUGAGAUCCAGUGACGGACGCUGCUUUAACAGAUGUGGAAAGCCAAAUCUUCCACUGCACUCCCAGCACAGAUGACUUCUUUUUCUCUUCAUUAGCCAGAGAUGACUAAUUUAAAUUUAGAACCCGAAUUUAAUUUAAAAUAAUAUUUCCAUUAAUAACCUAUUCAUUGCAGAUACCUAUUAUCCUGUGUAACAGUUGUUUUGGAAAUUUUAUGUAAAAUUAAAACUAUCAGUAUUUUACAGAUGUUUUAAUUAGACAUUGUUAUUAACAGGAACAGUGCAGAAACUGAAAUCAAGCCUUUAAUGUCUUAUAGACCGUGCAUUUUUGAAGUUAGUGUCCACUGGGGACCUAUUAACUGUACAUUUGCAAGAUUUCAUUAUUUUUGCCUCUGGCACUGUGGGAGAAAUCUUUUAGGAACUAUUGGGACAGAUUCAAACUUUUAUGUACUUCUUACUACAGUUGUAAAAUGAGAUCUCGUCUCGGCGCCUGGAUUAUUCUUCUCGUGUUAAACCCACCCAAAUGAAGGAGACUAAGUAGGUAAUGAUUUUCCUGGUGCAUUUGCAUGCUGUGCUAAUCUGAGGCCGUGGCAAUUGUUUUACAGGGCUCUUGGGCAUUGAAUUAUUAGAAUGUAAUUGUGUAUCAUUGCCGUGCUCACCUUAUUGAGGCACACACUAAUGUUAAUGAGCUUCAGCAUUGAUGCUUGUUUAGAGAUCAGCUCUGUCUUGGAUGGAAGGGAACAAAGCUAAAUAAAUGUACUUUAGUAAGUG
Messenger RNA from Peromyscus californicus insignis, 2892 nucleotides. It is a transcript of the gene Hdhd2, whose product is annotated as haloacid dehalogenase like hydrolase domain containing 2. The transcript has 8 exons. Gene Ontology annotation, molecular function: phosphatase activity. NCBI's taxonomy places the organism in Eukaryota, Metazoa, Chordata, Mammalia, Rodentia, Cricetidae. Bases 858 to 1637 code for a protein of 259 amino acids. Gene Ontology annotation, biological process: dephosphorylation. The record is from RefSeq and is a predicted model, not a curated record.